This is a messenger RNA of Micropterus dolomieu (smallmouth bass), 1749 nucleotides long. It is a transcript of the gene rmp64, whose product is annotated as nucleolus and neural progenitor protein. NCBI's taxonomy places the organism in Eukaryota, Metazoa, Chordata, Actinopteri, Centrarchiformes, Centrarchidae. The transcript is spliced from 9 exons. Gene Ontology annotation, cellular component: nucleus. Gene Ontology annotation, biological process: positive regulation of Notch signaling pathway. The record is from RefSeq and is a predicted model, not a curated record. The coding region runs from base 44 to 1516 and encodes 490 amino acids.
GGAAUGCAAUUGGUUGGCUGACUUCCGCAUCUUGUUAUGUUUCAUGCGGUUUUAUGGGAAGCAAAGCAUGGCAGCAGAACCGUGGAACAGGGUAAACAUUCCCUUUCCCGGUGCUGUUUCUAGUGUCCGUGUACAUUUCAGCUCUACUACAGAUGCGCACGUGAAAUCCCUGCUGGUGGAAAACGAGAAGGUGCUCAAGCUAAUUCGGAGUGAGCUUCUUCAAACGGAGAUCAGAGUUCUGUACGAGCUGCUGUACAUCCUGAACAACAGCUCAAGAGGCAACAAGACGUUCAAGGGCUUAAAGCAGGUUGAACAAUGCAUUAACAGGCUGAAGAGUAUGGAGCUUGGUGUUGCUCUUCAGGAUCUGACAGAUCUGUGUCCCAGUAGAAUUCAAAGAGGAUUGGGCAUUAAGGCUGGUGAGUGUGAUGUUCCAAGUCAACCCAUGCUGGAGUGGCUGUGUCUAAAAGUCCUGGGAGCCGCCCAGCUGAUGAGCUGCACGCUGAAUCGCUGCAGCAGAGCUUUCUCACUCUCAAAGCAGCAGAUGAAAUGGGAGGAGUUUGUUAUCUUGAAUGUGGUGAUAACCAGCAUGCUCAGUCGUCUCUGGGUGGUUUUCCGUGGUAUCCUGGUCAGUCUGUCGACUCUGUAUCAGCAGCUCCUGGAGCUCCUCAGAGAAGUAGCCAACGCCAAGCCCAUGCCCUUCCUCACUGACUUCUCCCUGCCAGCAGAUAUUGCCCAGUUCCUGGGUCCCUCUGAUGCGUUUUUACUGACCAAAGAGCCAGCACACGACCACCUUGCCAAAGACCACAAGGAAGAGGAGCAGCAGCAGCAGAGGAGGAAGAAAUCUUCUGUUAAAGUCAAGAACCAGAUGAAGAAGAUGAAAGAAGACCUGGGUGUUGCUGUGGAAAGAGAUCUAGUUCUUGACACUGACAUGAAGCCUUUCCUCGAGGUUUUCAGGAACUUUACAGAGGGAAAAUCCCUCCCACGGGAAGCGCACAAGGCUAACGGGAAGCAAAAGUUCAAGAAGCAAGUGAAAGAGGCUGCUACUUUCACAGACAUGGCGUCGCGUCUAGAAGAAAUGAUCCUAUGGUGCAAAACCCAGAAGAGGGAAACGGAAAAACGCCUCUUAGCCUUCCUGCGUUUAAAGUGCCAACGGAUGAAAUGCCUAGAGGCAGCAGGUUACAAUGUCCAGAGGAAGUUGCGGACCUUCAGACGGGAAGCUUGCUGGGCUUUAUUUCCUCGAGGGUCAGUGCCAAGAACCUGUCGUUCUCCUAGGAGGAGACAUGCUCACCGGAGAACUCGUUUUCAGUCACUCAGGAGUCGCUUUAAGUCUUCAGCAGCACGAACUGGUGUCAAAAAGAAACGGCUGAAGAGGCAAAGGAAAAGGGCUGCGUCAUCGGUGUCUGGACUGUCGGGGGACGGCCAAAGAAACUGGACUACGUACAAGGCGACAUCUCAGACCACUGACUGUAACAUCCACGAUGACAUAGAUGAUAUAUUUGCCUCUGUAGGUUUGUGACCCUCUGGAAACAAAUCACUUUAAGCAGCUGAGCUCAGUAUAUGACCCGUGCCUCUGUUUUAUUUUAAGGAAAAGUUGGAUGUUCAUGUGUCACUUCAUGUGUAAUGAAAUCUGAUCAUUGGACAUUGUUUUAUACAAGUAGUAAAGAGCAGCAGCGGAUUGUACAGUAUACUGCUUUAUCUGACACUGAGCUGCAAAGCCUUAUAAUGUCAAUAAAAAUGAAUUUUUUUCCA